UUGUUCCUCAUCCAUCUCCCAAUUAACAAACCUAACUCUUUCUCUUGACAAGAGCGCAAGCUCGAAGGCGCUCUUGUUCUUUCUUUCUUUCUUCAUUUUCUCCUUUUGUCACCAAAACCCUCAUAGUACAAUUUAUAACUCUCUAAUUCACACACCAAAAUGGCUAUUAAACUUGCAAUUCUAUUUACCACAUUUGUCCUUUUUAGCCUUGCCGACGCUAGAAUCCCCGGCGUUUACUCCGGCGGUGCGUGGCAAAACGCACACGCCACUUUCUACGGUGGCAGUGACGCCUCUGGCACUAUGGGAGGAGCGUGUGGUUACGGUAACCUAUACAGCCAAGGGUACGGGACCAACACGGCAGCUUUGAGCACGGCGCUGUUUAACAACGGUAUGAGUUGUGGAGCCUGCUUUGAGCUAAAAUGCGCCAACGACCCUCAAUGGUGCCACUCUGGUAGUCCUUCGAUCCUCAUCACCGCAACCAAUUUCUGCCCACCAAACUUGGCUCAGCCCAGCGACAACGGAGGAUGGUGCAACCCGCCACGUGAACACUUCGACCUAGCCAUGCCUGUCUUCCUCAAGAUUGCUCAAUAUCGCGCCGGCAUUGUCCCUGUCUCAUACCGCAGGGUGCCAUGUAGAAAGAGAGGAGGAAUAAGGUUCACAAUCAACGGUCACCGUUACUUCAACUUGAUUCUGAUUACAAACGUGGCUGGGGCAGGAGACAUAGUGAGGGCAAACGUGAAAGGUUCAAGGACUGGUUGGAUGAGUUUGAGCAGGAACUGGGGUCAAAACUGGCAAUCCAACGCUGUUCUGGUUGGUCAGGCACUCUCGUUCCGCGUCACGGGCAGUGACCGUAGGACAUCUACUUCGUGGAACAUGGUUCCUUCUAACUGGCAGUUUGGUCAAACCUUUGUCGGGAAGAAUUUCAGGGUUUAAGGCCGAGUUUCGAGAAACUCGAAAAAUUGGAGGAAAUCGAAAUAUAUAAUUAAAGUGGUUCGAGACAAAAGAAAACUCUCCGCUAAUUUCGCUAUUCCUCCUUUUUAUUUUUAGUUUUUUUUUUCCUUUAAUUUUAUGGUAUAUGGGAAAAGGAGAGAAGGUGAAAGUAUCUUUGACUUUUGUGUGUGUUUUCACUUUUUUUUUUUUUGUGGUUUGGUGUUUUUAAUUUGUGUGAGUGGGUAAAGGGGGGGAUAUGUGGGACAGAAAGUGAGAGUAGCUGAAGUGGCUGUGAGAAAAUUUUGUAACAGCCCGCAGCUAUUAACGUGUUUUACAUCUUUGGGUUGUAAGUUACAACUUGUAACGUUUAAUUUCUGUGUAAUCCAAAAAGAAACAUGGUUGUAUUAUGAUA
Capsella rubella is the source of this 1342-nucleotide messenger RNA. Its product is annotated as expansin-A4. The record is from RefSeq and is a predicted model, not a curated record. The transcript is spliced from 3 exons. Gene Ontology annotation, cellular component: extracellular region. NCBI's taxonomy places the organism in Eukaryota, Viridiplantae, Streptophyta, Magnoliopsida, Brassicales, Brassicaceae. The coding region runs from base 160 to 933 and encodes 257 amino acids. Gene Ontology annotation, biological process: plant-type cell wall organization.